This is a messenger RNA of Zeugodacus cucurbitae (melon fly), 3901 nucleotides long. It is a transcript of the gene EndoB, whose product is annotated as endophilin-B1. Bases 199 to 1416 code for a protein of 405 amino acids. Gene Ontology annotation, cellular component: cytoplasm. The record is from RefSeq and is a predicted model, not a curated record. The transcript is spliced from 7 exons. Gene Ontology annotation, molecular function: protein binding. Lineage: Eukaryota; Metazoa; Arthropoda; Insecta; Diptera; Tephritidae.
CCUGUGUUUUCAUUUAUUUCCUUCAGCAUAUCAUCAAAAUUUUAUUUUCUUAUUGGACUCUAUUGGAUAUCUUAAGCUAAGCUAAAAAAUCUCAAUUCAAUAGAACGGAUAUAGCAAAAAUACAGCAAAUAUACAAAAAUCAUUAUAAAAACAGUGUACUAACGUUCUCAAACAACAGAAAGACGAUAUAGUGCAAAAAUGAAUAUAAAUUUACCAAAUUUCAAUGUGAAAAAUUUGGUGAAGGAGGCGGGGAGUACUCUGUCCAGAGUGGUGCAGCUAACGGAGGAAAAACUCGGCACUACAGAGCGCACCGAAUACGAUAAUGAGUUCCAGAAUCUCGCUGAACGUGCCGAUAUAACCAAGUCAUGGACAGAGAAGAUAGUACGCGAUACCGAAACAGUAUUGAUACCGAAUCCACAAAAUCGCAUAGAAGAUUUUAUUUUUGAGAAAAUCGAAAAAACUAAACCACAACGACUGAGCAACUUAGAGCACUUGGCUUUGGAUAUGAUAGAGGCUGGUGGUGAUUUCGGACAAGACUUACCAUAUGGGCAAGCGUUAAUAAAAGUUGGUCAAGCCGAACAGAAACUAGGACAAUGCGAACGUGAUUUUAUUGCAUCUUCCGGUAUAUGUUUUACACAACCGUUGCGGAAAUUCUUAGAGGGUGAAAUGAAAACCAUUACGAAGGAACGAGGCAUAUUAGAAACUAAACGGCUUGACUUGGAUGCUUGCAAAAAUCGUGUGAAGAAAGCUAGAAGCAUGUUGGGACAACAGGCGAAAGAUGGUGUCUCUCCGGAGGCAGUGCUUGAACAGGCUGAACGAGAUUUGCGUGUCGCCCAAGCGGAAUUCGAUCGUCAAUCAGAGAUUACCAAGGUAUUGCUUGAGGGCAUCAGCACAUCACAGGCAUCGCAUUUGAGACAUUUACAUGCGUUCGUUGAAACACAGGUGCGUCAUUACAAGCACUGCAUGGAUGCAAUGAACAAUUUGCAACGCGAUUUGGCCAAUUUGGGAGGUCCCACGCCAUAUGUACCGAUCGAUGUAUACAACGAUAAUGAUGGCAGUGCCGCUGGUGGCAUUGGACUCAAUGCUGGUGUUGGUGUUGGCAACGCGGGCGUUGGUGCUGCCGCUGGCGCUGGUGUAAGUGCUGGUAGUGGUGCUAGAAGACGCAAUCCCGGCGAUCCGACGCUGAAUGCUGAACAAAUGCGACGCGCACGUGUACUAUGCGCUUACGAUGCAAAAGAUCAUACUGAAUUGAAUUUAAAUGCAAAUGAGGUGAUUUUCGUAACUGAAUGUUCACCGGUAAACCCGGAUUACAUGUAUGGCAAGCAGGGCUUGUUGAAAGGGCUAGUGCCACGCGCAUUUCUCGAAAUGCUCGACGACGAAGAGAAUGACACGUAUGCUGGCACGAAUGCUUAUUGAAGGAACGUCUAAUAAAAGCAUUUCAAGUGCAAAAUUCCACAAAUGCAAAGCCAAAAAAAAAAAAAUGCACCAGCACACGUUCCAUAAGCAAAAACAAAACAAAAAAAAGCAAUGUUAAGAUAAAUCCACAAAUACUCAUACAAUUUAUUUAAUUUAUACAUAUUUAUUUAACGUUGCGCCAAAAUGAUGCAAGCAAAGUUAUAACAACGUAAACGGUAUAUAAUUAGCAAUGUUAAAUUGAACUAGAAAUUGCAGUACAAUAAUAAAAAUAAUAAUAUAAAACAUAAAUAAUAAAUAAACUAAAUAACACGCCAACAAAGAGUAAGCGAAAAUAUUUAAUGCCAACAACAAGUAAGAAAAAAUAUUUAAUGCGUGUUUGAAAUGUGCAAAAUUGUAAGCUGCGCGCGAGACAUGUUGUAGUGGCAUUGCUUAGCGACUAUUAACAAGCAUUGUUGUAGUGUUGUAGGUUUGCUAAACAAUAAACAAAGUAUAAAGCAGUGGUACAUAAUAAUACAGACGUAUAGUAACUACAAAACGCAUGAUAAUCACAAUUAGCGUAUAUUCAUAUAAACAUACAAAAUGCAUAUUAAAUACAAAGCGUGUAAUUCAUAUUUUUAAUUUUUAAAUAAUUCUGCGCAUUUUGGUACUGCAUAUGUAUGUAGAUAUAAAAAAAUAUGAUUUUUUUUAAUAUGCUUUUUUAGUUAUAAGUUUAAUUGUAGGGUUUUUAAUUUAAUUAAUAUUUAUUUUUCUUUAUGUGUCUUCCAGCAGCAGUAAACAGUAUUUUUUGUUUAAUUGAUUUUAAAGAAUCUCAACACAUUCCUAAGUGUAAUUGCAGCAUACACAUUUUAGCGAAAAAAAAACAUUAAAAGACAAGAUGAAAGACAAACAAAAUAAUCGUAACGUAGAACCGGGUGAAUUGUGAAUUGCAUUGAAUUAAUAAAAAUAUAUUCUUAAUAAUUUAACAACGCAAUGUAAUUUUUCCUUUAUUUUACAAUUGUUUGUGUAAUGAAAAUUUUAUUUUUUGUUUUUUUCAAUAUUUUUUUUUUUAUAAUAUAUUUAUGAAAAAACUUCAAGUCGUGCUAAUUUUUGUCUAAAUUUUGUAGGUUUUGUGACAAUAGCAAAUUUUAUGUUGAAAAAAAAUCCAAAACAAAAUAAUAUUUGCCUAUUUUAGUACUUAAAGCAGCUGACCUAAGCCUAACGUCAAUUGAAAUACAGUUAAAUAAGUACAUAUAAGAAAAUAGUUAAAGUCAAGCUAAAUAAUUUAAAUGCAUGUACACUUGCAUAUCACUUGCAAUAAAAAUUAUGCUAGAUUAUUUAAGGUGCAAUUAAUGUGUGUCAAUUAGACAAUAUGCAGUAUUUUUUUUUCGUUGCUCCGUUAUAAUAGUAAAUAUAAUAAUAAUAAAAAAUAAUAAAUUUUAAAAUAAUAAUAAUAAAUACAAAAGUUUAAACAAAUUAAAGCAAAAAGACAGCUCAAUAUAUUAUAUUUAAACGUACAUAUGUAUGCAUAUAAUAAUAAAAAAUAACAAUAUUAUAAAAUUUCCAAGUUAUUUGUGCAAUUUUGUCCAAUCCAGUGCAAUAAAAAUUUAAAAUAUUUCAAAUUUAAAAUUCCACAGUACUUAUAAAAUUUGUUGCAUUUGCUUAAAAAUAAAGAAACUACAUAAUUUCUAUAUUGUUACGGCUUAAAUAAUUAACUAAAAAAAAACAAUAAAAAAAAUUUUAUAUAACAAAAUUAAAAAUCCAACAAUUACAACGAAACAUAAUGCAUAGGUUUCCACAAAACUAAAAAAAAAUAUUGUUCUUUUCGCUUUAAAUAUAUUAAUACUUUGAGGUUAUGUCAUUAACUUCGUAACAUAAGUUAUGAGAAAUAUUAAAAUAUAUAUAUAUUUGAGUUCAACUACUAAAAAUUAAAAAAAAAAUAUUAAUGAAUACUUGAAUACAUGAAUUUCAAAAAUAAAUGAUUAAAGCAGAAAAACGUAUAAAGAAGUAAAUAACAACAACAAAUAUCUGUAUGUACACCAAGUGUUAAAUGUAUUAACAUGGAAAACGUAUGUGAGUGCCUCGUGCAUGUGGCAAUAAUUUAUUUUUAGCGAUUUGUUAUUUAGUAGUUAUUUGUUUAUGUACAAUAGUAGUGAGCAAAAAAAAAAAAAACCAAACAAAAUAGCAAACGUAAACGUGUAUAAUUUUAAGAAAGACAUACAUAUAUACAUACAUACAUAGACUCACAUAGUAAAAUAGUGCUUGAACAAAAAAGUAACUUCCUUUGUGUAAUUAAAUAACUUUUUGUCUAAUAUAACUGUAUUAUUAUUGACUAUUAGUAACGAUUUAGUUAUUUCAAGCAGCUAUGUAUGCCACGAUUUGUAAGCACUAUGCUUUGCGAAAUAUGCAAGUGAAUUUCUAUAAACAACUUACUGCAUUCCGAUAUUAUUAUUAAAACCAUAAAUGUAUUGCAAAUAAUAAAGCAAAUAUAUAAACAAAUAAAACGAGA